Messenger RNA from Juglans regia (Persian walnut), 3134 nucleotides. Its product is annotated as DNA repair protein RAD16-like. Lineage: Eukaryota; Viridiplantae; Streptophyta; Magnoliopsida; Fagales; Juglandaceae. The transcript is spliced from 17 exons. The record is from RefSeq and is a predicted model, not a curated record. Gene Ontology annotation, molecular function: ATP binding; ATP-dependent chromatin remodeler activity. Bases 73 to 2877 code for a protein of 934 amino acids.
GUGCGGAAUUCCCCCCCCCCCCUCUCUCUCUCUCUCUCUCUCUCUCUCUGUGGCCGGCACGGUGAAUAGGCAAUGGAGCUUCGUUCUCGUAGGCGAAUCUCUAACCAUCCGAUAGAUGAAUCAAGCAAUGUGGAGGUGCAACAACUAAGUGACGAUAGCUCUAAUGAAGCAGGCUCCGACUCGGAAGUUUAUGUGCUAUCGGAUACCAGCGAAGAAGAUGAAGAGAAUGGAGGGAGAGUGGAUUUGGACUUGAACAAGAAACCAAAAAGUACAAUCAAGGUUCAUGAUUGGGAAGAUGAUGGUUAUGAUUAUGAGAAUUACAAUGAGGGUUUGACAACGAGGAAGGCUGGAUGGAAAAUAGUGGAGCAUGGAGAACCAAGUGGGGUAGAGAGUGUGGUGGAGUAUGGAGAAUCAGGUCGCGAAGAUAAUGCAAUGCAUUGUGGAGCUAUAGGCAGAAACGGAUCUACUCAGCAAAAAGCAGUUGAAAUUGAUUUCAUUGGGCUGAGCAAGAAGAAAAUGCAUAAAAGAACAACAAAAAAUAGGGUCCCAAAGCCAAGAUUAAUGUGGAAUCAGUGGGAAGAAGAGCAUAAGAGAUGGAUCGAUGAAAAUUUUGAUAAAGUUUAUUUGGAUAAUCAGAAUGAAAUAAUCACCGAAACAUCUGAGGCUCCGUCGGAAUUGAUCAUGCCUUUGCUAAGGUACCAAAAGGAAUGGUUGGCCUGGGCUUUGAAACAGGAAAAAUCUACAACUAGGGGGGGAAUUCUUGCAGAUGAGAUGGGAAUGGGGAAGACCAUUCAAGCAAUUGCACUUGUCCUUGCCCAACGGGGAACUCGGAAGAUGAUUUGUGAACCAGAUGAAUCCUCUGUAUUACCGGGCCCAUCCAAAGACUUGGCUGGUAUUAAAGCCACUCUUGUAGUUUGUCCUGUGGUUGCUGUGAGCCAAUGGGUGAGUGAGAUUGAUCGGUUUACUUCAGAGAGAAGCACCAAGGUGCUUGUUUAUCAUGGCGCUAAUAGAGGGAAGAAUUCGAAACAUUUUGGAGAAUAUGAUUUUGUCAUUACAACGUACUCUAUUGUUGAGGCUGAAUACAGAAAGUACGUGAUGCCACCCAAGAAAAAGUGCCCUUACUGUGGCAAGGCAUUUUAUGAUAGUAAGCUGUCAAUUCACUUGAAAUAUUUUUGCGGGCCUGAUGCUAUUAGAACGGAGAAGCAGUCUAAACAAGCAAGGAAAAAAAGCAAAACUGUGAUUUCAAAUCAGGAAACAGAACCUGCUGAAGACAAGAUGAAUGAAUAUGAUUGCAAGAAAAGGAAGGGAGCUCGUAAAAAGACACCAUACCAGAACAACAAAGAAAAGGAUAGGGGAGUUAGAUUUGGAAAUGAACAUUCAGUAGGUGUAGAUGGUUCUCCCAGAGGAAAAUCAUUUCUGCAUGCUAUAAGGUGGGAACGAGUAAUUCUGGAUGAGGCACAUUAUAUAAAAGCUAGACAUUGUAAUACUGCAAAAGCUGUUCUUGCUUUAGAGUCUUCAUACAAAUGGGCCUUGAGUGGCACUCCCCUUCAGAACCGUGUUGGAGAACUUUACUCUUUGGUUCGCUUCCUGAGAAUAAUACCAUAUUCUUACUACUUGUGUAAGGACUGUGAUUGCAGAACACUUGAUCAUAGUUCCUCAAAAGAAUGUUCCAACUGUCCUCAUAGUUCUGUGAGACAUUUUUGUUGGUGGAAUAAGUAUGUUGCUACACCAAUACAAACAUAUGUAAAUAGUGAUGAGGGACGCAGAGCCAUGAUUUUGCUCAAACACAAAAUUUUAAAAACCAUAGUGCUAAGACGCACGAAAAAAGGCAGGGCUUCUGAUCUAGCACUUCCUCCUAGAAUUGUUUCAUUGAGGCGGGAUACCCUCGACGUCAAAGAACAAGAUUAUUAUGAAUCAUUGUACAAUGACAGUCAGGCGCAGUUCAAUACAUAUGUUCAGGCAGGAACUGUGAUGAAUAACUAUGCUCACAUAUUUGACCUUCUCACACGCUUGCGGCAGGCAGUUGAUCAUCCUUACCUAGUGGUAUAUUCUAGAACUGCGGCACUGAGAAGUGCAAACAUGGCUAGUAAUGACAAUACUGAACGAGUAUGUGGCAUCUGUCAUCACCCAGCUGAAGAUAAUGUGGUCACUGCUUGCGAGCAUGUUUUCUGUAAGGCUUGUCUGAUUGAUUUCUGUGCUUCCUUGGGACAAGCCUCUUGCCCUUCAUGUUCAAAAUUACUUACGGUCGAUUUAACUAGAAAUGUGGAUGAUGGAGAUCAGGCUUCUAAAACUACCAUUAAGGGGUACAGAUCCUCAAGCAUUCUAAACAGAAUACAACUUGAUGAUUUUCAGACAAGCACAAAAAUGGAGGCAUUGAGGGAAGAAAUUAGGUACAUGAUUGAAAGGGAUGGUUCUGCGAAAGGAAUUGUUUUCAGCCAGUUCACAUCAUUCUUGGAUCUCAUCAAUUAUUCCCUCCACAAGUCUGGUAUAAAUUGUGUGCAAUUAGUUGGAAGCAUGUCCAUGUCUGCAAGAGAUGCUGCUAUCAAGCGGUUUACUGAGGACCCGGAUUGCAGGAUUUUCCUCAUGAGUUUGAAAGCCGGGGGUGUUGCUUUGAAUCUUACUGUUGCUUCACAUGUCUUCUUGAUGGAUCCGUGGUGGAACCCAGCUGUGGAGCGGCAAGCACAAGAUAGAAUCCACCGGAUUGGGCAGUAUAAACCAAUUAGAAUCGUGAGAUUUGUUAUUGAGAAUACAAUUGAGGAGAGGAUUCUGAAGCUGCAAGAAAAGAAGGAACUCGUUUUUGAAGGGACUGUAGGUGGUUCAUCAGAGGCCCUUGGGAAAUUAACCGAGGCAGACAUGAGAUUUCUAUUUAUCACCUGAGCAGGAUUAUCUACAAGAUGAAACAAGUUCCGGUUCUAUAAUAUCAACUGCUUCCUCCUUUGUUAUUAUAGAUAGGUAGUUUUUCAGUCCAACACUAAAUCAACGGCAUAGUACCUAGAGUAUGUUUUUGGCUUAUAGGAGAUGAGCUAUGUCAAGUGCUAAUUAUGGACUAAUUUGGUAUGUAGUUGGUGACAAUUUUGAGAAUUCUAUUACAUAAUUGCACUAAGUUUUAUAUCCAUCAUCUCUAGUUGAUGCCA